Molecule: messenger RNA, 2090 nt
Organism: Carassius auratus (goldfish)
Lineage: Eukaryota; Metazoa; Chordata; Actinopteri; Cypriniformes; Cyprinidae
Gene: cib2
Product: calcium and integrin binding family member 2
Exons: 5
Coding region: 797-1282 (161 amino acids)
Biological process (GO): calcium ion homeostasis
Cellular component (GO): cytoplasm; cell periphery; stereocilium
Molecular function (GO): calcium ion binding; magnesium ion binding
Source: RefSeq, a predicted model, not a curated record
GUUUUGAAUGUUUAGAUGUGAUGUCAUGUGGUUGCUGAGGUGUCUAGAGUGUUUUAGCAUAUUAUGUAUGUUUUGAAUAGUUAGUGUUGCUAAGGUAGUUGCUAGUUGGUUGCAUUCUAUUAGUAUAGGAGUUUUUCCUUCAGUCUAAGUUUAUGGGAAUUUUGGGCUGUUUUAUUGUUCACCCAACAAAAUUGUAAAAUCUGAUGGUUUAGAAAAGAAACAGCAUGAAUCGCUCCUCUUAUUUGCGGUUUCAAUCAUGUACUUUCUUUAUGGUGCACUCAAGUGUAUAAUGCACAGCUUACCUGAAUUAUGUCUACCACUUGAGUUUUGUUCUGUCAAACAGCUUCCAAACCUUAUUUGCAUAAGAACUCCUACUUCCGAUGGCUCGUUCAGGGAUGCUGUUUUUCAUUUCUAUAGUUCCAAGCUGUCAUCUAGUGUUUUGUAAGUACUUCCAGCUCUAACAUAAGAUGCGUCAGCCGGUUUGAUUCAUGUGGAUGGAUUGUCCCUCUGCAAUGACACUGAGAUUAGUUUUGAUAACAGGGCCAGGGGAGCAUGAGAAACAAAAUGGACAAUCACUGGCAAACCUAAUGGAGUCUUGUACUUUAUCACCUUCAUAAAACACUCCGUUUCUACUGUUCCCCACACACACAAGCACAAUCCACCAAGCUGUUAUACAAGGUUAGCGUAGGGUUAUCAGCAAUCGUUAUGAAUUGGCUUAUGUAUUUCCUUGCAUCCUGAUUGGACGCCUGUGGUGCAACAUGAGAUUUGUUUCUUUUCUUGUAACUACAGCAGUUUCAUGAUACACUUGCAUGGAAGAUACCACGAGCUGGCUCCACAUUUGGUUCCAAUGGACUACACCAAUGACCCUGAUGUUAAAGUCCCUUUAGCCCUCAUAGUCAACAUGCCGGAACUGAAGGAGAAUCCGUUCAGGAAUCGGAUUGUGGAAUCAUUCUCUGAAGACGGCCAGGGGAACCUCAGCUUCAACGACUUUGUGGACAUGUUUUCAGUUCUCAGUGAAAUGGCUCCCAGAGAACUGAAAGCCAUUUAUGCUUUUAAAAUAUAUGACUUCAAUGUGGAUAAUUACAUCUGCAAGGAGGACUUGGAAAAGACUCUAAACAAGUUAACGAAGGAGGAGCUAACACCAGAGGAGGUUAAUCUGGUGUGUGAGAAGGCCAUUGAGGAGGCCGACCUGGAUGGAGACAGCAAGCUCUCCUUCGCCGACUUUGAGAACAUGAUCUCCAGGGCCCCUGACUUUUUAAGCACCUUCCACAUACGAAUCUAAACUGGCUUCAGUGGAAGACACCAAUGCUGAUGUUCCCUGAAGUCCACAUGGGAGGAUAAACGUCUACUGUUGUUUUCCUUUGAGUUUUGGAAGCACACUUGACAGGAUUACUGACAAAUGCAUGGCUGUUUCAUUACCAAUGAAAAGAUUGGAUCAGAAAUCCCUUGUGUUUUCAGAGAAAGGAAAUGGAAAGUUGAGGCCUUUUGUGGGUUUGACCCACACACCUCGUCCUGGAGUAAAACUGAUGUGGAUUGUAAACCACUUUUAUGGGCUUCUACCAAUGUCCGUGGCACAUUGGACACAAAUUUAACUCACUCUCCCACUUCUAGGACUCUUAUUUGGGAUCAAAUAAAUCAUGGGACAGUUUUCAUUCAGCAAGGGACAAGCAAACUGGACAAGAGAGUGAGAGAGAGGGCUACAAGCACAUUAUUGGCAUCAGCGCCACCGAGACAGUGUUUUCUUAGAGCUAUGCAAUCUUUCUCCAUAAAAUGCAUGAAUUAGAUUACUUUCCCCACCUUUUCCCGUUCCCUAAUGUCCCGACAGCUUUGCCAUUUCAUAAUCUAAUUGCUUAUAGAACUGGAGCAUGACGACAAUCAUAUCUAAAUGUUCUCCAGUUGAAUGAAGGGCUCUGUCAUCAUAUAUUCUGUAAUUGUCUUUGUCAUACGCUCUCCAUGUAUUUGUCUUGCCCGCAGAUCCCUUCUGUCCUAACUUGAGGAGUUAGUGUCAAACUGUCUCUUACCUUUUUUCAGUUUUGAUGUGAUAGAGGGCAUUUGACUUAACUUUUAAUAAAGGUUUUCUGUUGAUUGUU